ACGCCUCUUUCUGUUGUGUCUCACAAAACCCUAAAACCCCAACUUCUUUGUGUAGCUCGCGUCGCGAGUCAAUCGACCAUGGCGUGCACGCUCGAUUUCCGUGGCCUCGACGAAGGUUUCGGCGGCAAGACCUACAAGCGAAAGCGAGAGGAAGCGGAAGCUCACUACACCUCCGCCUCCGCCUCGAUGGAGAUCGACGAGGCAUCUCAGCCAGUGGCGAAGCGAUCGGCGGUGGCGUCGGAGGAGAAUCCUGACAAGCCAAUCAUCGGGAAGCCGAGCUACGACGGCGUGAUCUCCGGGAGAGUCUCCGGCCGGAAAUGGAAGCAGACGAGGAAGCACAGGGCGUCGGCGACUCAGGUGAGGAAGGGGUCGAACUUCGAGGAGAGGCGGAAGGAGAAGGAGAUAAAGAAGGCGUACAAGGAGAGAGUGACGGAGCUGAAGGAGACGAUAAGGCAGAACAAGGUGGAGAAGAGGAAGAAGAGAGAGGAGCGCGAGAAGAAGAAGAAGGAGAACAUUCUUAGGUCUGGUACCAAGCUUCAGAAGAUUACCAAUCCCAAGACCUUGAAGAAGAUCGCUAAGUCUAAGCAUAAGAACCUCCUCAAGGUUGUUCCUGAUGAUUUGCUUGGCAACAAGAAGAAAAACUAGUCGCUUUUGUUAUCUUAAAUUCUCAAUUAUGUGUUUUUAUUUCAAUUUUGAGUUCAUUUUGUUGGUUCUUCUUGUAAUCUCAAAUUUUGGAUGGGAUUUUCCCAGAUUUUAAUAGUGAUUGGAUUAGAUAAAAAAAUAA
Molecule: messenger RNA, 784 nt
Organism: Quercus robur (English oak)
Lineage: Eukaryota; Viridiplantae; Streptophyta; Magnoliopsida; Fagales; Fagaceae
Product: protein pxr1
Exons: 1
Coding region: 79-645 (188 amino acids)
Cellular component (GO): nucleolus
Source: RefSeq, a predicted model, not a curated record